Molecule: messenger RNA, 3918 nt
Organism: Pleuronectes platessa (European plaice)
Lineage: Eukaryota; Metazoa; Chordata; Actinopteri; Pleuronectiformes; Pleuronectidae
Product: beta-1,3-N-acetylglucosaminyltransferase radical fringe
Exons: 9
Coding region: 208-1437 (409 amino acids)
Biological process (GO): regulation of Notch signaling pathway
Cellular component (GO): membrane
Molecular function (GO): O-fucosylpeptide 3-beta-N-acetylglucosaminyltransferase activity
Source: RefSeq, a predicted model, not a curated record
UGAAUAAGUUGUUAAACGCAGAAUGAAGAAGAGAAGCUAACAAGGCUGCUUGGAAGUUAAAUUCACGUCGGGGAAAAAAGCAAUUCAGCGAGUCGAGCAGUGGCAUUCAUCGUUUCCCUCCGUCCACACAGAGGUGUUCAAGACUCCAUGUGAUGGUGUGACGAUGGGACAAGGUGGUGUUGGGUGUGACUGCAGCCCUGGAGGCUGAUGAACCUGCUCCAUUGGCCAGUCAGGAUGCACAUAGCUUCAGUGGGUGUCAGCAAGUUCUGCUUCCUGUUCUCCCUUGCAUUCUGUGGGCUCUUGCUUCUGUUAAUCCCGGCCUUCCAGCCCCCAGCUCUUCAGGUGGACCUGCCUCAGCCCCGACCUCAAAUCAGACCCACACAUGCAGGCUCAUCACACCAGACCAGGGUACCAGCAGUGUCUGUCCUUGCUGGGGCAACUGACACAGCCACAGGGCUAAAUGGAAGCUCAUUGGGCCAAGGGGAAACCAUGGAGAUGGAAGUUACCGGGGGAGAUAAUUAUAGACUGGUGGACUCUCCAAAAAGCAUUGACAGAGGGGCUUUUCCUGCAUGGAAAGCUGGUGGACCUUUAGGAUCUACAUCCCAUGACCCAUUAGAGUUGAAGGACAUUUUUAUUGCUGUGAAAACUACCAAGAAGUACCACAAGUCCCGACUGGAGCUGCUAAUUCACACCUGGGUUUCUCAAGCUAAAGAACAUACCUUCAUGUUCACUGAUGGUGAGGACAACGAGCUGCGGAUGAGAACAGGAGCCAACAUCAUCAACACAAACUGCUCAGCAGCUCACACCCGCCAGGCUUUGUGCUGCAAGAUGUCUGUGGAGUAUGACAAAUUCAUUGAGUCUCAGAAAAAGUGGUUCUGCCAUGUGGAUGAUGAUAACUAUGUGAUUCUGCCCAGCUUAUUGCGGAUGCUGUCCUCCUACCACCACAGCCAGGAUGUCUACCUGGGCCGGCCCAGUCUGGAUCACCCUAUAGAGGCUUCAGAGAGAGUCAAGAGUGACGGAUCAGUGUCUGUUAAGUUCUGGUUCGCCACAGGUGGAGCUGGUUUCUGUAUCAGCAGAGGUCUGGCACUGAAAAUGAGCCCCUGGGCCAGUUUAGGGAAUUUCAUCAGCACAGCAGAAAAGAUCCGACUCCCAGACGACUGCACCAUCGGCUACAUCAUUGAGGCGCUGCUGGAGGUCUCCCUCACACACACACACCUCUUCCAUUCUCACCUGGAGAACUUGCAGAAGCUGCCCACUGACUCUCUCCUGGAGCAGGUGACUCUCAGCUACGGAGGUUUUGAGAACAGAAGAAAUGUGGUCAGUUUUGUUGGAGGAUUUUCACUGGUUGAAGAUCCCACAAGGUUUAAGACAGUCCACUGCCAUCUGUAUCCAAUUACUGACUGGUGUCCAAAGAUCAAACCUCGCCACAAAAACUGAACGCCACAGUGUUUUAAUUGUGCAGCACUGACACUUGCUGGAGCUUUGCCUCACUCUGCCAUGUUUGGGUGAAGCCACGUGUAGCUGGGAAUUCCUCACGUGUCAUGAAGUGGAUGCCUUCACCCAAAGCAGCCUCACCUCAUGCUUCAUGAAAGCCCAUUGCUAUUGUGAGAAGCUUUUAAAUCGGCAGAGCUGAAUCUAACAUGUGGAACCAAAGAAGGACCUUUUCUGGCUAACAGAGCAUGAGAGUGGAUGAAGCCAUUAGUGUCUGGAGCUACAUUUGUAAAUGAGCUUUUGAAAGUUGACUUAACGUAACAGUGCCCAUGUUAAUUAAGCCAAUUUAUAAGUUCAUGACACUGUGUAGAACUUUUUUUCAUUUGAUACAUGUUGUUAAAUUACUUACCAAGUGUUUCCUCCAAGUCAUGUGAUGUGUGUUUUAAUAAUGGUACAUUUUCCUAUUCCUGUUGACAAGGUAUCAAUGAAGCAUAAGACAAUGUUCCCUUUGCCAUUGCAGUCAGAAACUAACUCUGCAACAUGGUUUCUAAAUUGACCUAAUAUAGAAGAGGAAAUUAAAGCGGCUGAAUUUAGUCCAAGUUUUAAAAAGCUCACCCUCUGAACUUCUCUUCUGAUGGUAUGUGUCUUGGAUGUUUGAAUUAUGUUCAAUGAAGCAGUUUUUUUGUACCAAUAGAUUUUCAUGCCCAUCCAAGUGCAAGCUUUCAGUUGGCCAGUCAUCUUAUGUAGCUAACCCUAACCCUGGAGAUUCCUGUAACCUUAGCCUGUCCCAGUAAAUUCUGCUAUUUGACAGGUUAAGUGAAACGACAGAGGAAGGAUCCAAGUCAUUUUCUGUGGCAUAGUUACAAAGGCAUCGAUUGGAAAAGACUAAACCCUUCCUCUCUUCCUAACCAUAGACAUGCACUCUCAGUUAUCUACAGCAGCUAUUUAGCUAUGGGUCACUGUGAUGCAAUACUUUUAUAGAGCAAGUUAAUACCAGGAUUCUGCGGGCCAGCUUCAACAACUCAAGUUGGAGUUUUUGUUCUGGCAGUUGUUUGCAUGACAGCAACCUUACACGGGACAACCCUAAGGAAGGCCUCUGCCACAGCUCAGUCCAAAUGACACACAAAGAUGGAAAUUUCAAAGCAAAAAGAUUUGACUGCAAUCUGCUUCUGUCACUGGUUCAAUGAUAAAUGCAGGAAGUGGGAAAAAAUACGCUGAUCCACUUUUGUUUAACUUUAACAGUAGAGCAGCAUGCUGGGCCAGGUUACUGAGGAGAGUCAAGUAAAAACUCAUAUGCUGCCACGUGGUUCUAGAUGACCAUAAAAUAAGUCACUGCACGAUUUCCAGCUUGUCUUGUGCUCUGAAGUGUGAUGGCUCUGAGGUUGUUAAUACCUAUGAUACAAUCAGGUAGAAGCCCUUGUAUGUGAAGGAGGCUACAGUGUUAUUAUGACAUACUCGGCAACAAAUCAGUUGGUUUUUUCAAGUUAAUUUCAUCUCCUUGUUCGGUUACUGCUGAUGUGACGUGACCGCCCAAAGUCAACAUAGCAUCACUAUGGUUUCCUGUAGUGAAAAAUGAUUGAGGUACUUUAAAUGGGCCUGAGUGUGUAUUUAAGUUUUUAUCUCUUUCUUUCAAAUAUGAACUGCAGUUUAAUCAAUUUAAAAUAAUGUAGACUGUGCUGUUUGCGCUACUGUGUGUGCACAUUUAUUUCAGUCUGUUACUGUCCUGUCCCUCAUGUUCUCAGCCUAACACCCUCUCCCUGUUUCCUACUGGUCCCUAUCUAUGGUUUUGCACUACGUUGACUGUAUCGCUUCCUAUAAGUUACUGACUGUAGCUAAAUGUCUAAAUUAGUUCAUGUUUUUGUAGGCUCUUGUAUAUUCUUUUAUUUUUUCGUAGGUUGUAAGUGUAGCUCUGUGGUCAACUCUGAGACGUGGUCAAGAGGAGGAAGGAAUAGCAACUUAACCAUGUGACUUAAAUGGGUGGAGCCAAAGAACAUCUCAACGUUUGCUAUGAAGGGUCCCCGAGGAUGGUUGCUAAUAAUUGACUGUUUAGUCCUAACUUGAAGUUUCCUGGUCGAUGAUUAGGUUUCUGAUGAGCUAACGCUACAGUGAAACCCUGCUUGACCUACCUGAGGAAAGGCCUUUACUGCCACAGCCAUGCUUUAGUUUUAGAAAUGGGAAAAUUAAAAUCUCUGGGACCAUUAUAUCAGAGCUAGACCUUCUUUGAAAUACAGGUUUGUGGCAUUGACUUAAUAAACUGGUUCAUUUGGCAGCACCCACACAUGUUACACAAUCCAGCCGCAGUAUUUGUGCCUGUAAAAUGUUUUGUUUUAAACAGCUGUCCUCCUUUUUCCACACAGACAAAAUCAAAAAUGCAGAGCUUGUGUGUCACUGCAGGUCAGUGAGUGAGCCUGAAGGACAGAGGUUGUUCAACUGUUUACCGCUGAUGUAUUAUUUUGUACUAAGAAUAAAAUCUUCCUACAUUCUCAA